UCUGUGGGAAGGUAAUUAACUAUUCCAUUUUAGUUUUUUGUCUUUGAAAUGUUUGUCGAAUCUGAUCAGCUGUGAUCGCUCGUUCAGCUCAUCACCCAAGAACACUGUGCCAAGGGCAGAUCCUCACGAAUGGGAAGCUUUGCAAGAUCUAAAUGCCAGGCUCUCUGUGAGCUGUAAGAGAUUAUCAGGGGUCUAAGAGUUCAACAAUGCUUAUAAUUUGAUCAAGAUGAACUUCAACACAUUAGUGUACAGGAAUAUUAACUUGUGCAGCGAUGGAUGGUCUAGAAAACUCGUCUCUGUUCAACGCAUCAAAGAGUUUGGCUGGCCCAGAACAUAAAAGUUUCAUCAAGGAACCCUUUCCUAUUACCGUGCUGAGGCUGGUUUUAUUUGGGGUUAUUUUUCUAACAGCUUUGAUAGGCAAUAUCGUGGUGCUCACCGCACCGUGGAGGAACAAGCGCCUACAAACAUUCAGUUAUUCUCUCAUUAGUUGUCUCGCUUUAGGAGAUUUGAUCAGUACUCUUGGUUUACCGUUUACUCUAGCCACAGAGCAACUACAUUCCAACUGGAUCUUCGGCGAGUUAUUGUGUCAAAUCUUGAACCCAACCCAAGUGGUGUGUGGUAUGGUAACUACCAAUGUUCACACUGCUAUUGCCAUUGAUCGCUUUGUUUCCACUGCUUAUCCUUUCAAAGGCAAGCCAAAGGGGACAGUAACAUGGUUGAUGCUGGUGAUAAUCUGGCUUUCGGCUAUCCUUUGCUCAUUACCAGCUUAUAUAACACGGAGAUUGGAGACGCUCACGAUGAAGAAUGGUCGUGACUUACACUUGUGUGUGGAAGUCUUCCCUGCUUUAAGAUACCAAAAUGUCUACUCGGUUUUUCUUUUUCUUGUAAACUAUGCUAUGCCUAUAAUACUCAUGGGCAUUCUGUACACAAAGGUGGUUAUUUUACUACGCAAGACAAAACAAAACAGAAGGAUAAGCGUAUACCACACUACCAGAAAAACCGGAUCCUCUGGUGGAGCUCACAGACAAGAAAUAUUUCUUUCUAACACACGCGUGGAAAGAAAAUUCAUUCGCAUGGUGUUUAUCGUCAUGAUUGUUUUUGUACUUUGUUAUUUACCAUACCAAGUGAUGUUUCUAUUGAUGGACUUCAAGGUAGCAACAGAAUCGGAAUAUACCUUUAUUUUGUUUGACUACGCGUAUUUUAUCACGUGGAUACCAAAUGCUCUUAACCCUAUCUGUUAUGGAGCCAUGGACAGGUUUUAUGCGAGCGCAUUCGUUAAAUUGUUUGCUUUUUUUAGACGCAGAAAAAAAGGAAAAGAAUCCAGAAUCAAAGAACACGAAAAAGUUUGAGAAAGAAGAGGUUCUCUUAGAAAAAUAAUGCAGAACAAUGUGAAAUUUGAAGGGGUUCUUUUGGAGGAUUCGUAGAGCAAAGAAAGAUGAUUACUUUCAACACCCAGAAUGUAUUGAGCAUAAAGGCUUGAAAGGUAAAUAAAGCAAAAAAAAAAA
This is a messenger RNA of Actinia tenebrosa (Australian red waratah sea anemone), 1505 nucleotides long. RefSeq names its product orexin receptor type 2-like. Gene Ontology annotation, cellular component: plasma membrane. Gene Ontology annotation, biological process: G protein-coupled receptor signaling pathway. Gene Ontology annotation, molecular function: G protein-coupled receptor activity. Lineage: Eukaryota; Metazoa; Cnidaria; Anthozoa; Actiniaria; Actiniidae. The record is from RefSeq and is a predicted model, not a curated record.